UGCAUAGACUAUACUGCUAUAUAUUAUUUUAUUUAUGAAUAGUAACAGUGAUUUUUCAAGAAUUUUAUGCUGAUACUGGAAAAAAUACACAGAUAUCAUCUGCCUCUUGGCCUCGGAACUCGCCACUGCACAAACUUCAUAAUUACCUUCGAAUCUCAAUUCACUGAAUCCAAAGGACAUCAUAUUAUUCAUCCCAAACUCUACUGCUUUGUUCCUGUUGUCCCAAAAAAGAAGUUCUGCAACAAUCACAAAAGAAAAUAUUAGCGAUAAGAAAUUCUGCUAGAGCAACAUACUGAAAGCUUAAAAGGACUAAUCUAAUAUUAAGGCAAAUUCACUGACUGGCUGAGUCUUAUACAACGAAAAGUCUUCUGAUAUAAAAAAAAAGAAAAUAAGAAACAACUGGAAUAAUAAUCAGGAAGAAAUACAAGAAGCAUUAAAGCACACACACACAAGAUUGGCGACACUGACAACUUGAUUUUAACAAGGUCUUCUCAACACAAGUUUGGACCUUGUUUCAGCAUUGUAAAUAUUAAAUUCCUCAUUGCAUGGCGACAAUAUCUUCGUCAUAAUAAUUGAUCGUCUUCAAGAACUUGUUGGUCAAUACCUAAUAUCCAGGGGACAAGAUAAACGCAGAUUCUCAUGUCGUUGGAUGUUUAAACAUUUUUCUUCUCUGGAAUUGUUAGCAAACUUAAUCUUGGAAGUUAAAAAGAGCAUCGGGGUUAUCAUGCCCCGUGCUCAGAAAUGGCAAAAGAUCCUCACGAAGCUGUAGAUUUUUCUCCAGCUUGGCUUAACUUUAAUAACAGCAAUAAAAAGAAAUCAUCUGAAAAAUCUUCAGGGAACCAUCUAUCCUCUCAGUCUUCAAUCAGUCCGUCUAUUAAAACCUCCCAGGAAUCCAUUUAUCGGACAAAUUCACUUGGUCUGCGAUCGAGUGGAAGUCCUUCUCGAACUUCAGGUCAUCCAUGGGGUCAACACACCCCCUCGCCACGAUCAGUGUCUCGUCAUCAAUCUGUGGAUCUCACUCACAGUUACCUGGAUUCUAAGAAUGAUCAUUUUAACCAGAGUCCAAACAGAGAACACAAAUCAACAUUUACAAAAUCUGGAACAUUUUCACCAACAUUGCCCCCAAACAAGAAACAAUUCAGUGCAAAUCCAUGGACAAGAAAUGGCUCGACAUCAGCCAUAGAUGCAGAUUUUCCAUCUUUAUCUGACAUUGAAGUUUCUGAUCAGAAGAAAUCUAACAAUGGUUCACCAAGCCGGUCAUCCUCUACCGCAGUUGUCAAUAUGUGGCAAAAACCAUUGGUGAUGAAAAACAAAGUAACAGACACAUCUCUAUCAAGUCCAAAUUCCAAUCAGAAAUCAACAAGUAUUUAUAAGACAUUGGUUCCUAAGGCGGCUGUGUCCCAUCAAAAGCAACCAUACCGCCGUACUAUGAGUGUUCCCCUCAACUUUCCAACGAAAAAUUCUGCUGACUUGAGCGGAGAUUUUAUUUCAAAUGGAAACAAAAGAGAGCUUGGUACUCUCACCCGAACUAACCAGUCUUCAUCAAGUAAUAUCUCUCCUCAGCAACCAAGACAAGAAGUUCAGACUAAAUCUUCAGCUGUUGAUAUAGGUGUUGUUAGUGGACACAAAAAGCACAGAAAAGGCAAAAACCACUUUUUAAAAGCAUUACGUCAGACUGAUGGUGAAGUUGAUGAUUCUGCGGGCAGAAGCAACUAUCACUUGAAGUCAGAGGUUUCAUCUACCAUAGAAGAAGAACAACCACAAGCUGUUACUAAUCAAGAGAAAGAAACUCACAAGAAUAUGGAUACAAAUGGCAAACAAACACAGACGGUUUUAGCUCACGAUGAUUUUGUUUUAUCAAGUUCAUUAGAGGCAGAACAUAGACUUCUACGUGAAAUGGGAUGGAAAUGUUCAGAUGAGCAAACCAUGGAAGAAGAUGCUCCUUUGACAGAAGAUGAAAUAAAAGAAUUUCAAAUGAGGUGCAAUGGUAUUCUCUCCACUUCUGGUGUAAAACAAAAAGAGAAAGCACUACAGAAUGCUUUCUCUGGAUGGAAAUUUCCAGGAAUUCGUAAGCAAGAAGCAGACGCUGAUAUUGAGAACAACAACACUUCCUUCCUACUUUUGCUUGAAGAUAACGCCUUCCCCCAAGAUGAUGAUAAUCUCUCCGAUAAUGAGUUUUAAAUUUUACACUUUGUCGGAUUAGGCAUUGCUGAAUAUGAAGUCCAUACACAGGUGGACUGGAGAAUUUAGGUGUCCGAAAAGGCUUUAAAUUUUUUUUAAUUGCAAAGGAAAUUUAUUGGUAUCAUUAUUGUUUUGGCCCUCAUGGAUAUAUUAAAUGAAGUAAAACUACUUGAACAAUUACUGAUUGAAAAACAACAAACCUGGUCAAGAUAUAUUGAGAACUAACUUCAUAUCAAAAUAGAAAUUGUAAAGGGACUUUAUGGACUCUAAUGUAUAUCCCAGCAUUGGUCCAAUCCGAGCAGUGCAGUAAAAUUUACAUUUAAUUCCUGACUCCUAUUAAGAAAAGUUUUGACUUUGACUCUGGAAUUUUGAUAGCAAAACAUUUAACCUUCUUUAAUUAACUGUAACAUAAAAAUGACUAGUAAACUUAGUAAUGCUUUUUGAGUUUGUGAAGGAAAUUUUGACUUUUUCUAUCGACAAUAAAAGUCUAGAAUUCCUGGGGAAUUCAGCCUGGCUUGACAAAACUGCCUCAGUGAAAAUGUGUCAAAACCCUACUUUUUGAAAGUUGUGAAGGUAAUUUUAUGAAUUAAAACAUCAUAAAUGCUUGCUUUUUAGUUAAUUUGACUUUCUUACAUACACCUUUAAUGCAGAGUGGUCAAAUAGUCAAAUAGUAAUAGCAUGGGACCAUUUUGGAAUACAAAACCCAAAAUCGAAUAUGGGUUUUCGUCUUGCAUCGAAAUCAACGGUAUAUUUCACUUAUCAAUGAAAUUUCACAUAUCUUUGUGAAAUCAAUAGAUACACUUAUAUUUUGUUUAAACUUAUGCUGCGUAGAGUCUAAUUUAAUAAUUACUGCCAUCUAAUACAUAGAAAAUUGCAUAUUCACUUGAAUUCAUUUGUGUAGAUUUAAACUACUGUAUAUACCUGAUUUAUAUGGUUGACAUUUAUUUUUGAGAUAGAAACUGGAAAGGCAAUAUUUAUUGCUGGUGUUUGAUAAUAAUGUAGCUGUAAAGAGUGACCACUCAAUUUUCAGUUCACUGCAACCGACUUUUUCGUUAAACAUUUUCACCCUGGACCAUUAGAAUUAAACAAUAGUGUCACUUAUAAUUAUUGUCAUACAGGUUUAAAAUUAACAUGUUGUUCAUGAUUUUGUACUUAAAAAAGGUGUAUUGAUGUUGUAAGCAGAUUUAUUAUUAACCUUCCACGUCCAAUGUUUAUAUUGUGUUCAUGGAAAAUGUAACUUGAUAGCGUGUGAAGUAAUGCAAAUUUGUAAGCUUACAUUAGUUAAAGUCUUCUGAAAAAAUAGUUCAGAUUCGAGAAAUAUAAUUUGUGAGAAUAUUCAUCUGGUUGUAUCAAAGCAUUGUUAGAAAUUAUCACCUGGAAUAAUGAAUUAAAUAAAUACUGAUAUGUUAUUGCAAAACUACACAUAGGGAAAUGUUAUCUGGAUAGGUAAAAUAACCCCAUAAUAUUUUUACUGCCUAGAAGAUGGUUCUAGUAGCUUUGAGUCAUAAAUUUAUAGGUGACUUAGCCAAUUUUGCUCUGAUAGGACAAGCAAUACUUAAUGUAAAUGUUGAAAGCAAACAUUGUUUAGCCAAUGUUUCAAAUGCCUAUAAAUCCGAAAACUAUCCGGGCAAUAAUGGAGCAGAAAAGUCACUCUAAAUAUAUAGCAAAAGAGAACCAAUUCCAAUACAGACAAGUGUUUGACUCAACUAUAUUGUAUCCUUCUCGCCAGUCGUGCAUGUUUAGUUAUGAUAAGCCUGGUGGCAAUCAGUUGCUAUGCUUUUAGUUUAUUCUUUGUUAGAUUACGGUAAGGGGUAAGCAACUAUAUACCAAUUCAAUUGGGGAUAAUCUCUCAUGUUUCAUUAUUCUGCCAUAUAAUGAUAAAUUACACUAAUAUUAUCUGCGAAAGAUUUUUGUACUUGUUGGGUGAGAUUUUGUUUCUUCGCGGGUUGUAAACUUUUUAAUAAAUAUUAGUGUGUUUCCAGAUAUUUUUACUAUUUAGCUGCUAUUAAGAUAGUUUGCUGUUUUGAAAGAUUUUCUUAUUCUGUAGUCUGAGCUUCACAAAUGCUUGAUACCUAUAAAUUUAUACAGAAUACGAUUUCUUAACCAAGCAAUUCUUCUGAGGGCAAUUUACAAUAUAAGUGUGAAGAGAUUUCUGCUGUUAGUCUGUAAGUUAUGAGUAGAAAAACUUGGCUGUCUGGGAUAUAUUCAAAUAAUUUGGCAUCACAUUUUUUGACCUUGUUUCAAGCUCCAAACUCAAAGUAAAUCAAAUGUGAUUGGUAGAAAUGUUAGUGUAUGCAAGUAUUUUAACUUAUUUUCACCAUUGAAAUUUCAACUUUUGUCAGAAAUUGAAAGUUUCUUUAUUAUCUGCAGUUUGGAAAUUCCCCCCCAGUGCCAAACUCGUAAUAUUCUUUGACUCUCAAAGUUGCCCUUUCUAUAUCAGUAGUUGGGCCCAUCUUGUGGAUUAGAAUUGUGCAAUUUAGAAUAACAUAACACAUUGUUGUGUCCUUCAUGCAAUAUAAAUAUGGUAGUGAUGCGAAGGUCCACACUUAUUCUUUCGUGUCUCAAUGGAUGACAUAUUAUUGAGAAGCAUUAUGUAAUGUACAUAGAUAUUUUUUCACCUAUAAUAAAAAUUUUACGGUACUCUUGGAUUGUUAGAGCCGACUUGUAGGCUAUAGGCAUUGAAUUUAACAUUUACAUUCAUGAAGGUCUCUUAACCAUGUUUUGUUUCUGAAAUAUUUUAAUUUUAUUAGAUGACUUCUAUCCGUUGCGUAGAUAGGGGUGUGCAACCUUUAAGACAGGAGGGCUCUAUACAAAAAAAUGGGUGAAACCGUGGGCCUCGCAUUUCUUUGACAUAGGCUUUCUAUCAGCGGGCCGCACACCAUCAAAAUUACCACUACUCCGCGGCAGCAGGUUGCACAUCCCUGGCAUAGAUUAUUGAUAUAUCUGCCAAAUAUGCUUUUGGACCAGUUAGGACUAAAUUGUGUAUAAAGCAUGAUCACUAACUUUUUUCCACCAUGUUUUGAAGUGCCUGCAUGCAUGUCUAUUUAAAGCUGUUUUAGAUUCAUCUCUAUAAAGGUUUUAUUCAUCUGAAUUGAGUUCAUCACAUUGUUCUUAUAUAAACUGUGCCAUCACCCAAUCCAGCAAUUAUUAUUAAAUAUAAGCACUGUCAAGUA
Molecule: messenger RNA, 5354 nt
Organism: Styela clava
Lineage: Eukaryota; Metazoa; Chordata; Ascidiacea; Stolidobranchia; Styelidae
Biological process (GO): DNA-templated transcription; positive regulation of DNA-templated transcription
Cellular component (GO): nucleus
Molecular function (GO): RNA binding; DNA binding
Source: RefSeq, a predicted model, not a curated record